Molecule: messenger RNA, 390 nt
Organism: Schizophyllum commune H4-8
Lineage: Eukaryota; Fungi; Basidiomycota; Agaricomycetes; Agaricales; Schizophyllaceae
Exons: 1
Coding region: 1-390 (129 amino acids)
Source: RefSeq, a predicted model, not a curated record
AUGCCCGGCGUGGCACUGCAGGAUGCCUUCGACUCGAGGACCACGAGCCCUCGAGGAACGAAGGGGAGGCCUGCGGCUCGCCCGCGAGGAGCGAGAACGCCAGGCGAGACAAAGCCCUACGGGAGAACACCUUAUGACUUCUCAAACCCGGCAUCAACGCUGCUGCGAGGCGGGGGACCAUCCGCCGGCGUGGGGACCCGAGGGUACCCAGCACCCGGGGACAACCAAGCAGCAGCGCGAGCACAGCAUCUCAUCGCCUCCUCCGGCCUCGGCGCAGGUCGAAAACGAGCGCAGUGUGACGGGAUCCAGGUGGCCCCUCGACAGUCAACCUCUCAGAGCAUCGGCUCCGACCCGACAGAAAGCGCACGAAUGCACCUUCUGCCGCUCUAA